AUGGAACAAAAGGCGAACUCUAGGUUCAUCCCAAAACCUACAGGAGUCUCUAAAUUUUUGCAUAGAUUCUGGAACAUAGCUACAUUGCCACUACGACGAAUUGGGCCCGGCCUUGUAUUCGCUGUUACUGUUUAUGUUGUUGGUUACAAUGUUGGAGUAAGGUGGUGGAAGGGCCCUGACCAUCCCGUGAAUAUGUUCACUUGGCAAAGAAUGGAAGGGGAAGGAUUGCUUUCUGAGGAAUUGCUUCAGAAAAAGAAAACAGUAAUGGAUUACUACACUUCAAGAUUUUUCGGCGAAUGGACAGAUUCUUUCUCUACUUCUGAUUCAGUGUAG
Molecule: messenger RNA, 333 nt
Organism: Necator americanus (New World hookworm)
Lineage: Eukaryota; Metazoa; Nematoda; Chromadorea; Rhabditida; Ancylostomatidae
Exons: 3
Coding region: 1-333 (110 amino acids)
Source: RefSeq, a predicted model, not a curated record